AUGCCCCUGCUCGUCCCCCCUGGCUCCGCCCCUGGGGGUGGUAGAGAGACGGUGUCGACAAGCAAGGAAGCAGAUGCAGAGAAAGAGGAAAAGAUGGAGACGCGGGUCCGUGCACCAUCAGUUUCACACUUGUUAUUUGCUGAUGAUUCCCUUAUUCUGAUGAGGGCGAAUACGUUGAAUGCCACGUCACUCAGAAAUGCUCUAAACAUGUACUGUGCUAGCUCAGGACAACUGGUUAGCGAUGCAAAAUCCAGUGUGUUCUUCAGUCACAAUACUUCAGUGGAAGUGCGAACGGAUAUUUGUUCACAACUUAAUAUUGUCUCAGAGGCGAUUUCGGAUAAGUACUUGGGGUUACCGUCAAAAGUUGGAAUUGACCGAAGUGACAGCUUUCAACAUCUAGUUGAUAGAGUUUGUGCACUUAUUAAUGGGUGGAUCUCAAAAAUGUUAUCAAUCAGCGGGAAAGAAACUCUUUUGAAGGCGGUGGCACAGGCUAUCCCAAGUAUCAUGGCGGGUAUGAAAACCUUCAAGCUAGGGGCGAUUUGGCGACCAGGGAAUGGUGCUUCAAUUGAUAGUUGGUCUGACCAGUGGAUACCCACAAGCCAUGACCGCAAGAAAGUCGAGGACUUGAUUGAUCCAAUUUCUAGAAAUUGGGAUGAGCAGCUCGUGCGUGAAAACUUCUGGCCGGUUGAUGCAGAGAGGAUAUUGCAAAUUCCAUUGUCAUCUCAUGGACAAUCAGACUUCAUCUCAUGGCAUUUUUUGAAAUCAGGUUGCUUUACUGUCCGCUCAGUGUAUCAUAUUACAUGGAAAAAUGAAUAUAGGACACGAGCUCGGUUGGACUCGGGAGGAGGCAGAAUUGAUCCACAUCCUGUGUGGAAGUCUCUUUGGGGAAGAAUUGUCCCUCCUAAAGUACAUGUAUUCAACUGGCGGGUGUUACAUGGGAUCGUUCCGUGCUACUGCACAUUAACAGAUUGUCAUAUGAAGUCCCCUGUAAUAUGCCCAGUUUGUCGAACUACCCCUGAGGAUCUCCGCCAUAUGUUAUUUACAUGUGACAGAUCCAAGAAGGUGUGGGAGGAACUCGGUUUGAAACCUACCAUUGAAAAUGCUGUAGCACAAGAGAGGUCAGGUUCAGGUAAAGGACAGAAAAGUGAGGUGGGAGAGCAUGCUAUGGAUGCACCAUCCAUGGAUGCUCUUGCUCUACUUGAUGGCUUACGCCUAGCUGACAAUCUGGGCAUUUCAACUCUGGUAGUAGAGUCUGACUCACUAGAGAUUGUCCAAGCUAUCCUUGACCCAUCAGAUUACCGUGCUUCAGCGGCGGUUGUUACUGAUGACUGUCGAAAGUUAUUGACUGCGUUCGGCAGGGUGACUGUUGUUCAUUGUGCUCGGGAAGGUAAUGCGGCAGCGCAUGGGCUUGCUCGGGCUAGUUACGGAGGAAAUUAUUCUGGGAAGUGGCGAGAUAAACCUCCUGAUUUCUUACUCCCCUUCCUUGUAACUGAUAUGAUUAUUGUUUAA
Triticum aestivum (bread wheat) is the source of this 1509-nucleotide messenger RNA. RefSeq lists its product as uncharacterized. The transcript has 6 exons. The record is from RefSeq and is a predicted model, not a curated record. The coding region runs from base 1 to 1509 and encodes 502 amino acids. NCBI's taxonomy places the organism in Eukaryota, Viridiplantae, Streptophyta, Magnoliopsida, Poales, Poaceae. Gene Ontology annotation, molecular function: RNA-DNA hybrid ribonuclease activity; nucleic acid binding.